Brienomyrus brachyistius is the source of this 648-nucleotide messenger RNA. Its product is annotated as interferon-induced protein 44-like. Gene Ontology annotation, molecular function: GTP binding. The transcript is spliced from 4 exons. The record is from RefSeq and is a predicted model, not a curated record. Bases 31 to 648 code for a protein of 205 amino acids. NCBI's taxonomy places the organism in Eukaryota, Metazoa, Chordata, Actinopteri, Osteoglossiformes, Mormyridae.
UGAACAGGUCUGGACGUUGAUGUUUGGAAAAUGGGAAGUGGGAGCAGUACCCCAGUGACAGAGGAGAACAAACCAGAGCUCCUUGAUAAAGCUUGGAGGGAUGUUGUGUGGGACCACAGCACACAAACUGAUCUCAUGCAAUACCUGCAAGAUUACAAGCCCACUAUCGAAUCAGUGCCUCAGGCUCGGAUACUUCUAAUUGGUCAGAUUAAAGCUGGAAAAUCAAGCUUCUUCAACUCCAUCAACUCUAUCUUCCGUGGCAACAUUACAAGCCAAGCUGCAGUAGGAGAAAUGAAAACCAGCCUGACCUUGAAGUAUCGCACUUACCAGGUGAAAGCGGGCCGAGGCGGACAGCCUCUGGGAUUCCUACUGUGUGACACCAUGGGACUGGAAGCAAGGGAGGAUGGAGGGGUGAGAACUGAAGAUAUUGAGAGCAUCCUGAAGGGCUACGUUCCAGACAAGUACCAGUUCAACCCUGUGCAGCCAAUGAAAGCUGAUAACUGUCAGGCAUGGAGCACAUUGGCUCUUAAGGACAGGAUCCACUGUGUGGUGUAUGUGAUAGACGCCUCCACAAUUGCAGUUGUGGACCAAGAAAUGAAGAAUAAAAUUGAUGAAAUCAGAAAGAGAACUAACUCGGCAGGUCAGUGA